Messenger RNA from Peronospora farinosa, 3294 nucleotides. Lineage: Eukaryota; Oomycota; Peronosporomycetes; Peronosporales; Peronosporaceae. The record is from the annotation of a GenBank genome assembly.
AUGAUCUGGAAUUAUGCUACUCAAUCAUUAGUCAAGACGUUGGAAGUUUCAUCGUUACCUGUUCGAAAUGCCAAGUUUAUUGCUCGGAAACAAUGGCUCGUUGCCAGUUCAGAUGAUAUGCAAGUCCGUAUCUUUAAUUACAAUACCAUGGAAAAAGUCACAAGCUUUGAAGCUCAUAGUGACUAUAUUCGACACAUUGAGAUUCAUCCGACAUUACCGUGUUUUCUCACCUGUGCUGAUGAUAUGACUAUUAAACUAUGGGAUUGGGACAAGAAUUUUACCUGUUCACAAACAUUUGAAGGUCAUGGACAUUAUGUGAUGAUGGUCAAGUUUAAUCCAAAGGAUGCACACUCGUUCGCGAGUGCGUGUCUAGACAGAAGUGUCCGUGUGUGGGGUCUUGGCUCGAGUCAUGCUCAUUUUUCCCUUGAUGGACAUGAACGUGGCGUCAAUUGUGUGGCUUAUUAUCCAGGUGGUGAUAAACCUUAUCUCCUAUCGGGCAGUGAUGACCGUACGGUCAAAGUAUGGGACUACCAGACGAAAGCUAUUGUCCAUACGUUGGAUGGACAUGGUAAUAACUUGACAGCUGUCAUGUACCAUCCGAGACUGCCAUUGAUCAUUUCAGCCUGUGAAGAUGGUGCAGUGAGGAUGUGGCACUCGACUACGUACCGUGCAGAGACGACGUUGAAUUACGGCAUGGAGCGUAGUUGGUCGCUUGCGGCGCUACCGUCAGCCAACACACUGGCGAUUGGCUAUGAUGAGGGUACUAUUGUGUUGAGACUAGGACACGACACCCCUGUCGUAAGUAUGGACGCUGGUGGCAGCGGGAAACUUAUCUGGACGACCAACAAUGAAGUCCAGACGGCCAGUGUCAAGGGAGUGGUGGCGGAGAUAGGUCUCCAGGACGGCGAAAAGCUGCCGCUCGUGUCAAGAGAUCUAGGAAGCUGCGAAGUUUACCCUCAGAAAGUCCAGCACAAUAGCAAUGGCCGCUACGUCGUGAUCUGCGGUGACGGCGAGUACAUCAUUUAUACAGCACAGCAGUUGCGUAACAAGGCCUUCGGUGCUGCACUGGACUUUAGCUGGUCACCGACUGGCACAGGCGACUACGUCGUGCGUGAGAGCAUUUCAAAGCUUACGCUGUUUCGCAAUUUUAAGGAGUUGAAGAGCGAGAAGCCUCGCGUGUUGUCUGCCGAAGGUUUGUUCGGAGGUACUGGUGCCAUAGGUGUUAAGGGCAAUGACGCGAUUGCUAUGUAUGACUGGGAGGAGCUGCGAUUGAUUCGUAAGAUUGACGUAGUGGUCAAAAACGUGUUUUGGUCGGAAAAUGGUAGCCUCGUCGUACUUGCUUGCGAGUCGAGUUUUUUUGUGCUGCGGUAUAACAAGGAGGUCGUGGCACAGUCUUUUGCUGCCGGCACGAACUCACCCGAUGAAGGCGUAGACGGCGCCUUCGACCUGCUCCAUGAAAUCUCUGAGAAGGUGGGCACGGGCACCUGGGUCGGAGAUUGCUUCUUGUACACUAACGCUGGCGGGAGACUUAAUUACUACGUUGGCGGUGAGGUCAUGACGCUUGCCCACCUAGAACAGAAGAUGUAUCUGCUCGGAUACCUUCCUCGUGAAAACCUGGUGUUCCUGAUGGACAAAAUGAAAAAUGUGGUAAGCUACACCGUUUCGCUUGUUAUGCUUGAGUACCAGACUGCUGUGGUGCGUCGUGACUUUGAGAGUGCAAACGCCAUCUUGCCCAAGAUCCCGGCAGAUCAAAUGGACACUGUGGCUCGAUUUUUGGAGUCACAGGGCUUCAAAGAAGAGGCUUUGGUGCUAAGCACUGACCCAGACCAGAGAUUUGACCUCGCUGUGCAGCUUGCCAAACUGGACGUGGCGCGUGAGAUUAUGCUGCAGGAAAUCGACAAGGGUGACAAGGGCAAAGACAUGGACAUUGAGACUCAGCACAAGUGGAAGCAGUUGGGCGAUCUUGCACUCAACGACUGCCAGCUAGCUCUUGCUGAGGAUUGUGCACUACGGGCCGACGAUUUUAGUCUGCUGUUGAUUUUGUACACAAGUCGUGGAGACAAGGAGGGUCUUGUGCGUCUCGCUGCACUUGCUCGCGAAAAGUGCCGUUACAACAUUGCAUUUAUAUGCUGGCUGUUGCUGGGCAAAACCACUGAUUGUGUCGAGGUACUGAAGGAAACCAAGCGUUUCCCGGAAGCCGCAUUCUUUGCACGCAGCUAUUGUCCGUCUAAGAUUCAGCUGGUCAUGGACAAGUGGCGUGACGAUUUGGCUACAGUUAGCUCCCGUGCUGCCAAAGCACUGGCCGACCCCACGCGCAACGCCGACUUGUUUGAGAACCUGGAGCUCUCGAUGCAGGCGGAGGCUACGCUUCUUUCGCAGAACGGUGGUGAAGAUGCUAACACUCCUGUGUCCUUUUAUGCUGCGAAGAAAGAAUUGCUGGAGAGCGAGAACCUUCUUGAGUUAAUUUUGAGUGGCGGCGCUGUGGCUGCAUUUGCAGGUGGCACCAGCGAUACUUAUCAUGACAGUGUGGCUUUCAGUGCAGAAGCUGAAACUCAGGCUUUAGAUUUUCUACAAGCUCAAGCUCAAGCUGCAGCGACGGCUGAAGCGGAAGCAUAUACCCAAGCUCAAGCUCAAGCCUUUGCACAAGCACAGGCAAUGGCAGAAGCUGAAGCUGAAGCUGAAGCGCUGGCGAAGGCACAAGCUGCCGCGGCUGCUCAACUGGAGUACGAGCAAGCUGAAGCCCAGGCAGCAUUAGAAGCUGCGGCUCGGGCGAAGGAAGAAGCCAGACAACGUGCCGAGGCUGAAGCACGUGCACGGGCUAUGGAGGAGGAGAAAGCACUUGCACGAGCUAUGGAGGAGGAGAAAGCACUUGCACGAGCUAUGGAGGAGGAAAAAGCACUUGCACGAGCUAUGGAGGAGGAGAAAGCACGUGUACGUGCUGAACAGGAAGCGGCUUUUGCUACUGCCCAAGCUCAAGCUCAAGCUCGAGCUCGAGCUCAAGCAGAGGCAGAGGCUAAGAUGCAACGUCAACAGCAGCAACAGGCUACUGAGAUGAUGAGCAGCUUUGGUGGAGAUGAUGACGGCUUUGGUUUUGCCUCAUCGUCGGUCUCAGACGAGUUUGGUUUAAGUAGUCUUGAUGCGUUCUCGUCCUCCCAACAUUCUGGCUUCGGUGCGACAACUACAACGACUACAACAACGACCACAGGCACCACCGCUGAUCUAUUGGACUUUGAGCUGGACAACGCCGAUAUCCAAUUUGAGGACGACGAUGAUGCUGAUUGGGGCGAGAUGUAA